CUUUCGACAACGGGUCCGUUUACAGUAUACACUUUAUAAAACAACACAAACACGCAAUGGCCGACACCAACGAGAUCGACUUGGACUCUGUCAUCGACAGGUUGUUGGAGGUGAGAGGAAGCAGGCCUGGCAAGCAGGUGCAAUUGGCAGAGUACGAGAUCCGAUACCUGUGUACAAAGGCACGGGAGAUUUUCAUCACCCAGCCGAUACUCCUUGAACUGGAAGCACCCAUCAAGAUUUGCGGUGAUAUCCACGGUCAAUAUUACGACCUUCUUCGACUCUUCGAGUACGGUGGAUUCCCUCCCGAGGCCAACUACCUUUUCCUUGGUGACUACGUCGACCGUGGAAAGCAGUCCUUGGAAACCAUCUGCUUGUUGCUCGCCUACAAGAUCAAAUACCCCGAAAACUUCUUCAUCUUGCGUGGUAACCACGAGUGCGCAAGCAUUAACCGUAUCUACGGUUUCUACGAUGAGUGCAAGAGGAGAUAUAACAUCAAGCUAUGGAAGACCUUCACCGACUGUUUCAACUGCCUCCCCAUCGCCGCAAUCAUCGACGAAAAGAUCUUCACCAUGCACGGUGGACUUUCCCCUGACCUCAACUCCAUGGAGCAGAUCCGCCGAGUAAUGCGACCAACCGACGUUCCCGAUACUGGUCUCCUCUGUGACCUUCUCUGGUCAGACCCGGAUAAGGACAUCACUGGAUGGUCUGAAAACGACCGUGGUGUCUCCUUCACGUUCGGUCCUGAUGUCGUGUCGAGGUUCUUGCAGAAGCACGAUAUGGACUUGAUUUGUCGUGCUCACCAGGUCGUUGAGGAUGGUUAUGAGUUCUUCUCGAAGAGGCAGUUGGUCACGCUAUUCAGUGCGCCGAACUACUGUGGAGAGUUUGACAAUGCGGGUGCGAUGAUGAGUGUUGACGAGAGUUUGCUUUGCAGUUUCCAGAUUCUGAAACCAGCAGAGAAGAAACAAAAGUAUACCUAUGGUGGUAUGGGUGGAGGCAGGUUCGGCCGUUAAAGACCAAUGACGCCACCUCGAAAGCAAAAGAAGGGUGGAAAGUAAAGCACCCACCACCUUUCCAUAUUUGCAUCGAGACCGUGUCGUCUUUCCUUGUUCACGUUUAGUCGCUUUGGGCAUUGUAAGAUCUGGGUGUUUGUUGGGUUGAUGGGUUGUGGUGGCUUGUUGCUUGUUGCUUGUUGUGGGAGUAACGAGGACCAUUGUC
Messenger RNA from Saitoella complicata NRRL Y-17804, 1215 nucleotides. Its product is annotated as Metallo-dependent phosphatase. The transcript is spliced from 7 exons. The record is from RefSeq and is a predicted model, not a curated record. Gene Ontology annotation, cellular component: cytoplasm; nucleus. Lineage: Eukaryota; Fungi; Ascomycota; Saitoellomycetes; Saitoellales; Saitoellaceae. Gene Ontology annotation, molecular function: protein serine/threonine phosphatase activity. Bases 57 to 1010 code for a protein of 317 amino acids.